Messenger RNA from Lemur catta (Ring-tailed lemur), 1462 nucleotides. RefSeq names its product potassium two pore domain channel subfamily K member 17 (gene KCNK17). Gene Ontology annotation, cellular component: membrane. The record is from RefSeq and is a predicted model, not a curated record. NCBI's taxonomy places the organism in Eukaryota, Metazoa, Chordata, Mammalia, Primates, Lemuridae. The transcript has 5 exons. Gene Ontology annotation, molecular function: potassium ion leak channel activity. The coding region runs from base 88 to 1086 and encodes 332 amino acids. Gene Ontology annotation, biological process: potassium ion transmembrane transport; stabilization of membrane potential.
GUUUGCCAGAGGAGAGGCCAGCUGGGCUCCUGGUCCUUCCUUUCCGCCCCAGUCCUGGUCCACGGCUGGCUCCCUGCCUCUCCGGCCAUGUACCAACCGCGAGCCCGGGCGGCGCCCAAGGGCAGGGUCCCGCGCUGCCCGCUGCCUACCACCUGUCUCCUGCUGCUCGCCUACCUGGCUUACCUGGCGCUGGGCACCGGCGUGUUCUGGGCGCUGGAGGGCCGCGCGGCGCAGGACUCCAGCCGCAGCUUCCAGCGCGAGAAGUGGGAGCUGUUGCGGAACUUCACGUGUCUGGACGGCCCGGCGCUGGACUCGCUGAUCCGGGACAUCGUGGAAGCGUACAAAAGCGGGGCCAGCCUGCUCAGCAACACCACCAGCAUGGGGCGCUGGGAGUUCCUGGGCUCCUUCUUCUUCUCCGUGUCCACCAUCACCACCAUCGGCUACGGCAACCUGAGCCCCCACACGAUGGCCGCCCGACUCUUCUGCAUCGCCUUUGCCCUCGUGGGGAUCCCGCUCAACCUCGUGGUGCUCAACCGCCUGGGCCACCUCAUGCAGCAGGGGGUGCACCGCUGCGCCCGCAGGCUGGGGGGCACUGGGCGGGACCCCAGCAAGGCGCGGUGGCUGGCGGGCUCCAGUGCCCUCCUCUCAGGCCUCCUGCUCUUCCUGCUGCUGCCCCCGCUGCUCUUCUCCCACGUGGAGGGCUGGAGCUACAUCGAGGGCUUCUACUACGCCUUCGUCACCCUCAGCACCGUGGGCUUCGGCGACUACGUGAUCGGGAUGAACCCCUCUCGGUGGUACCCGCUGUGGUACAAGAACAUGGUGUCCCUGUGGAUUCUCUUUGGGAUGGCGUGGCUGGCCUUGAUCAUCAAACUGAUCCUCUCCCUGCUGGAGACCCCAGGAGGGGCGUGUUCCUGCUAUCACCACAGCUCCAGGGAGGACUUCAAGUUUCGAAGCUGGCGGCAAGGCCCAGAUGGGGAGCCGGAGUCCCACUCCCCACAGCAAGGCUGCUGUCUAGAGGGGCCUUUGGGAAUCAUACAGCAUCUGGAACCUUCUACUCAGGUUGCGCACUAUGGCAAGGACAGCUAGUUUACUCCAGUAUUUGCUCAAUCUUCCUCCUCAGCAACAAGACCUCUCAUUUUAAGCUUGGCACAUGACCACCUAGACUAAAGACUACAUGUUCCAUCCUCCCUGGAGGCUAGGUGCAACUAUAUGAUUAAAUUCUGCCCAAUAAGAUAUACAGAGAAAUAUCCUGUGUGACAUGGAAUGUGACUUUCAGGUGGAGCAAGGUAUUCCCCUUUUCCCCACUUCCUUACUCUAGCUGGCUGCAAAGCUGAUACGGUGGCUGGAGCUCUGGCAGCCAUCUUGUGCCAUGAGGUAGAGGCCAUGUUUGUGAUUGGUGGCAUAAUAAGAUAGAAGAAUCCUAGAUCCCUGAUGACCCCAGAGCCAUCAUAACAAACCUGGA